Bathycoccus prasinos is the source of this 1044-nucleotide messenger RNA. RefSeq names its product uroporphyrinogen III synthase. The transcript has a single exon. The record is from RefSeq and is a predicted model, not a curated record. Gene Ontology annotation, biological process: uroporphyrinogen III biosynthetic process. The coding region runs from base 1 to 1044 and encodes 347 amino acids. Gene Ontology annotation, molecular function: uroporphyrinogen-III synthase activity. NCBI's taxonomy places the organism in Eukaryota, Viridiplantae, Chlorophyta, Mamiellophyceae, Mamiellales, Bathycoccaceae.
AUGGCGUCGUCGUCGUAUACGUCGUCGUCUUUUCUUCGCCCCGUCGUCCUCUUUUCAAAAAGUUCUUCUUCUUUGUCUUGUACUUCUCAGCCCGCGAGGUUGAUGAAGAUGAAACGACGGCCAAAUGCAUCAGGAAGAAGGCAACAACGCGCAAACGCUUCCUCCUCCUCCUCCAAAGAAGAAGAAAAGACGGAGAAGACAAAAGUCGUCGUUCUCACUCGAGAGGCGGGCAAAAACGAGCAGAUGCGAAAGAUUUUAGCAUCGAUUGAUGAGGAUAAAGACAACGAAUUCGUGGUCGAAACGCUCGAGAUGCCUCUGGUGGAAUCGAAGCGAAACGAGGAAGAGGCGAAAAAAUUAGUCGAUUUAUUGAAAUCGAAAACGUUUCGAUGGAUUAUAGUGACCUCACCGGAAGCGGCGAACGUGUUCGCGAAAGCGUGGGCAGACGCCGGGAAACCGGAAGGGUUGAACAUUGGAACCGUGGGAGGCGGGACGACGAGAGCGUUGCCGACGAAGGAGGAGAUGAAGUGGGCGAGACUGUUUACGCCGUCGAAAGCGUUGGGGGAGGUGUUGGCGGAAGAGUUGCCGUUGGAUAUAAUAGACGGUGAUAACGAGAGUAGUAAUAGCGAAAGUACCGAUAGUAAUAGAGAAGUUUUAUACCCGUGCUCGAAGAAAGCGGCGAAAACGAUCGAGAACGGGUUGAGUUCUCGAGGCUUCAUCGUGACUCGAUUGAACACGUACAGCACGGAACAAGUCACGAAUAUACCGAAAGAGGUCCUCGAGCGAGCCGUGGACGCGAGCGUGGUGACGUUCGGAAGCCCGAGCGCGGUAAAAGCGUGGAAAAAUUUGACUUUGGAGUUGUUAGAGGAGAGAGGCGGGAAACACCCGACGUAUGCGUGCAUCGGGCAAACUUCCGCCAACGCGUGCGAAGAUUGCGAGUUGCCAGACGUCUGGCACCCGGAAGACCCGGGCAUGGAAGGGUGGGCCGAAGUCGUAAAAUUAUGUUUAGAACAAGACGAGAGCGAGAAGUGGCGAGGUGUAUUUUGA